Molecule: messenger RNA, 1775 nt
Organism: Branchiostoma belcheri (Belcher's lancelet)
Lineage: Eukaryota; Metazoa; Chordata; Leptocardii; Amphioxiformes; Branchiostomatidae
Product: leucine-rich repeat-containing G-protein coupled receptor 4-like
Exons: 2
Coding region: 383-1645 (420 amino acids)
Molecular function (GO): protein binding
Source: RefSeq, a predicted model, not a curated record
UUGGCUCACCAGGUAAACGUUGCAUUCUAAAAGCCAUGAUUUAGUAGCCAAUAUUGAAUCGGUCCAUGUUGUUCGUGUUUAGUUCACUAGUACAAUUUGAAUUUAUUACACCCGUGCAAUUUCUCACAAUGAUCACAUAUAGUGACAGGUAACAGCGUUGCAGUAAACACAGCUGUCCUGUCUCACAUGUUUCAUUCUCUAUAUGGGACUUUGAACCUUAUAAAACUGGAAUAGUCAUUUAGCAAGCGUCACAGAUCCUUGACAACAAGUGGUGCGAUAGGAAGCGAUUCUUUGCUCUGACUUCGCAUUCGCCACGGUGACACGUACGGCUGAGACCUCCACAAUUUUUUCUCUAUCGAUAGUACGUACAAUUGUGACAGAAAUGUGGCUAGCUUUGGCCGCCAUCAUAUAUUUGGAAGUGUUUUCCCUCUCUUCACAUGUGAGGGGAUCUGUCGUGAGAACGACUACGGAGUCACAACCAUGGAAUGUAAGUUGUCCAAGAACGUACAUCAAACCGUGCGAGUGUACCGCAAGGUGGGACGACUUCUUGUACAGGCAGGUGAAAACAGUGACGUGUUCCGGACCGAUCAAUGCUACCAACUUCAUGCUCCCAAACACAACGGAGUCGCUGCGACUUGAGGAUGUGGCCGGUUUGGAGCCGGUGAUGUUCGAGGGAGCCGCAGAAGUAAUGGUAUUCCAAGUGAAGGGGCUCACGUCUGACAGCGUACCGGCAGACAUUUUGAGAGGCAUGGGCAAUCUGAGAUUCUUUUCCCUCUCGUUCAACUUAGACUUGAUGUCAUUACCAGACAGGUUCUUCGGGAAUCUCCGAAACCUCGAGAGGAUCGACAUUUCUGAGACAGGACUUCGGGUGCUGUCCGUGGACACAUUCGCGAACCUAACUGCUCUUAGGUUCCUAGACCUGUCUAGAAACAAUAUAGGAAACCUCCAGGAUGGAGUGUUUGACGACUUGUCGACACUGUCGUUCCUCGACUUGCACGAAAAUAACAUAUCUUCAUUGCCAUCUGUCGGACACUUGCCGGGCCUAUCAGAACUCCAUCUGCAACAAAACAGUAUCACAACCAUAUCUCCAUCUGCUCUGGAUAGACUCCAUUCUUUGACAAAGCUAGAUCUAUCUAGAAACGUGAUACAGACAAUCCCAACGGGUACACUGAGACAGCUGAAGCGAUUGUCUUUCUUAGAUGUUGGUUACAACCCUAUCGUAGCUGUGGGCGGAGACACGUUCGAGGGACCGACGAAUCUGACCGAUCUGGGUCUGGACGACCAUCAGCUAGACACGUGGAAUCCUGAAGUUCUCUUGAACAUGACUUCUCUUCGGUAUCUGCACAUCGGUUAUGUCCGUUACGACUGGAAUCAAGUUAUGUACGAGGGGGGCCGGUGGUGGUUCAGUUGCCCACCUGACGCAUGCGUGUUCGGUGACUGCAACAUCGCUCAUCACCAGCCCAACUGUACCUGCCGCCAGGGGUUUUCCGGUGACGCAUGCGACACACCGAUUGGUCAGGACGAAGGGUUGCCGACUUGGGUAGUUGUGGUAUCGGUGACAGUCACAGUAGUUGUGAUGGUGGUGACCGUAUUUGGGUGUGACCGGUUCUGGAGGAAUAGAAAACUUCGGUACGAAAACGUUUGAAGUGGCACCUUUCGCUCCUGGCUGGAUUACAAAUUGAGGGCUGAUGACGACUUAUUAUAUGUAACCAAAAGAAAAAAAUGAUACACAAGAAAAAUCUACUGACUUUUUUUUUAAUUUUAAAACUUCGGUU